UGGAAAUUGAUAAGUGAUAAGUGAUAAGUUUACUGAUUUACUUCUACCAAGUGUAAAGUGUAAAUUAAACUGCAAAAUAACUUACUGCAAUUUUUUUGUUUGUCCUUCAAAAUGUCUUAUAAAUACUUAAAGCAGACAACUGGUCUCACUAGACUCAAUGUAGCAAAAAGCCCACAUUAUACUCUAGGAGUGUUGUAUGGAAAAAUUCUCCGAACCUUACGUAAAAUGCCCGAGGAUGCAGCGUAUCGAAAAUAUACUGAGCAAAUAAUUAGCAAUAGAGCCAAAAUCGUUCAAGAAACUGUUGCAGUAGAAGAUUUUGAAAAGAAAAUUGACUGUGGACAAGCCGAAGAAUUAAUUGUACAGGCUGAAAAUGAAUUGGUCUUGUCUAGGCAAAUGUUAGCGUUUAAACCAUGGGAAUCUUUAAUCGUCAAACCAAGUGCUGACCAAUGGUCCUGGCCUCCAACAAAGUAAUUUGUUUAAAUAAACAUUGUAAAAUAGUUUGAUUUCAAUUUGUUAGAUUAUUUAAAUAUGUAUUCCUCAACAUUUGAAUUUUUAUUAAUAAAGUGAAACAUAAUGUAAUGCUUUUUAUUUCAAUAAUUAGUAAAUGGCCUAUGUGUAAAGUGUACUUAAAUAUAUUUUACAAUAUAAUGUGAAAUAAAAAACAUGUAUUA
Molecule: messenger RNA, 671 nt
Organism: Myzus persicae (green peach aphid)
Lineage: Eukaryota; Metazoa; Arthropoda; Insecta; Hemiptera; Aphididae
Gene: ND-13B
Product: NADH dehydrogenase [ubiquinone] 1 alpha subcomplex subunit 5
Exons: 3
Coding region: 112-471 (119 amino acids)
Biological process (GO): respiratory electron transport chain
Source: RefSeq, a predicted model, not a curated record